CCUAGAACCGACAAAUCCCAACCAACCUCAAUAGGCCGCUACGGCAUGCAGUAGCAGAAGAGAUCUACGACCCUCGGCCCCAAUGGCUGCGGUUCAUCAAUCAACCUCCUUCGUACAGUAUGCAACCUGCAACAGCCGAUCCAGAUACCCAACACGAUGUCCAUGUCAUGUUAUUGGACUAUCUCCUGUGCAUCAACAUAUCUAGAAUCCUCCACUCCAAGAAAGUAGAGAACGAAGAACUGGACUGUGAUUGGGAUCUCAAUAUCGGGUGGCUGGUCGAUACGAUUGAGACUUCGUCUUCCGAAGAAAUUACCAAUGACCUACGAAUCAAGAUCCAGCUCUUGAAUGUCAUCACUGCAUUCUACCGCUACACAGGGCCGGAUCAAAACAUCGUCUCCGAUGCUCAACUGCCGCCUUUACACACAGAGUUCCAAUCAAUAACAGCAACGGGCGCCUCGCGUGCUGUCACAAAGGCCGCGGCAGAAUUCGAGACCCUAUGCAACGUCGCGCACGCCAUAGUGUCGGAAUCAAGAAAAGCGGAGAUAACAGCCCAAUUCAUCGCACAAGCCGCACUCGAGGAGUACCAACUGUCCGGGGGAGUGGAUCCGAGCAAAUACCUUACCUGGGCUUCUGAGGCGCUAGGCCAGACACCCGAUUUGCGACAGUCGACUGUCAAGUUUGUGGCUUCCCUAGUAGACAAAGCCUCAUGUACGGACCACCAGGAGGGCCUACUCACGGAGAAUGGCGCCCGCCAAUUUGAGGCCUAUCUGUUGGAGUUUGUGUCAGAUUUGAUGCAGGUUUUGGAACCGCCAAUCCUCAUACAGCUCGAAAGAGGGGCACUAUCUGGAAUGAGCCGCGAAGAGACACAAUUGUUGAAACAUAAGGUAGGAAUGCGAUAAGAACACAGUUUUAUAUGCAUACAUAAAGUUUAUAUACUAUGUAUGAGAACAGAAUUGUGACGACGAACUUGCAAUUUCACCAGCAA
Messenger RNA from Aspergillus candidus, 985 nucleotides. RefSeq lists its product as uncharacterized. The transcript has 3 exons. Bases 120 to 899 code for a protein of 259 amino acids. The record is from RefSeq and is a predicted model, not a curated record. NCBI's taxonomy places the organism in Eukaryota, Fungi, Ascomycota, Eurotiomycetes, Eurotiales, Aspergillaceae.